CUUCAACGACUUUCCUUCGGAAGAGUCAUUCAUAUUUCUCAUAUGGCUCCCGCACAAUCGGAUUUAUGUCGUCCUACUGGCAGAACAUCGAGUAAGCAGCAUGAAAGCGGCUGGUCUAGUGCUCUAUAAGUUCUGCGACUUCGCUUUCUUGCCGCGGCCAAUCUGUCAUCUUUCUCGUUUGUGGCCUGCAGGUCCUUGUAACGGGCUUGCCGGGUCCCUGUCCCCAGGCGUUAAUUCUACCACAUGCCCUCAGUGGCCGGCUUUACAUCCAACCAAGCAUCGUGGGUUGAGCGAAGACUUGGAUGUGGCAUACAGCUCAGGAGACUUUAAGCAAAGAGCCAUUCAGGUCCUUGGAGAGGCAGUCCGUGUACCGACCGAAUCGUACGACGAUAAUGGACCAGUCGGUGAAGACAGUCGAUGGGAUACAUUCGCAGAACUCCACCGAGUUCUUGAGGCCUCAUUUCCUCGCGUUUACGAGUCCCUCAAUGUCACCAAAGUCAACACAUAUGGUCUGGUUUUUCACUGGCAAGGAUCAAGCACGGCAAAACCUUACAUCUUGGCCGCUCACCAAGAUGUUGUACCAGUUGAAGGUCAGACAGUCAAAGACUGGAAACACGAUCCGUAUUCAGGGUACUAUGACGGCACGUGGAUAUGGGGUCGUGGUACUUGCGAUGACAAAAGCGACUUGAUACAACAAUUGCUCGCCAUCGAUUCUUUGCUAAAGCAAGAUUUCUCUCCUGCACGCACCCUUAUACUCUCGUACGGAUUCGACGAAGAGUCCAAAGGCACAGAGGGUGCUGGUCAUCUUGCUCGAUACUUGGAAGAAACGUAUGGGCGCGAUUCUUUUGCCUUGCUUCUUGAUGAAGGAGGUCACUACACAGAUAUGGGUGGCAUUGUUUUCGCGGCUCCCUCAACAUCUGAGAAGGGAUAUCUUGAUGUCGAGAUCACGCUUUCAACUCUGGGUGGUCAUUCGAGCGUACCACCUUCUCAUACAAGUAUCGGUCUCCUCUCCCGUUUCAUAGCAGCGGUAGAAGAUAACCCGCACCAAGCCAGCCUUUCUCGAACAGGAACCCCGUUUGCGACGACGCAAUGCCUUGCGGCCUACAGUCCACUGUACCCUGACGACUUGCGAAGGCUCGCAAGACAAGCGGUCACAAAUGAUGCGGCUCUGAAGGUGCUUCAAGAGCGACUUCUGGCUUCGGAUCCCCUGUACAAAGCAAUGCUCGGGACUACACAAGCAGUAGACCUCGUCCAAGGUGGCGUGAAAGUCAAUGCUCUUCCAGAGCGUGCUAGUGCAGUGAUCAAUCACCGCAUCGCAGAGCAUAGUUCUGUUGGCGAACUGCAACAGCAUAUGAUCGACCUUUUGACCCCAUUGGCAGCCAAGUACGACCUCGCACUCGUCGCGUUCGGCAGCAACGUGACUUAUGGUAGUGCUGGUCGAGUCGUUCUGUCCGACUUCCUCGGGACAGCCUUGGAGCCUUCGCCUGUGACACCUACCGAGUAUGGCCCUUGGGCACUCUUGCAAGGAAGCAUUAAAGCUACUUUUGAGAGCUCCCCUACUCGCAACAGCAGCAAGGUCGUAGUUACACCCUCCCUAUCUAUUGGCAACACUGACACGCGAUUCUACUGGAAUUUAACCAAGCACAUUUUCCGCUUCUCGCCGUCCUUCGACACUGAUAGUUUCAAUGGAGCACACACUAUCAAUGAAGCUUUCCGUACAGACAGCUUGAAUGAAGGCGUUCGUUUCUACACCAAGUUCAUCUUGAAUAUGGACGAAAGUGAUUUACUGUGAACAACAUUGUUUUAUUUUGCCGUUGUUGGUGUCGCGAGUCUUAGCACGCCUCUUUGUUUUGC
Messenger RNA from Suillus fuscotomentosus, 1854 nucleotides. RefSeq lists its product as uncharacterized. Lineage: Eukaryota; Fungi; Basidiomycota; Agaricomycetes; Boletales; Suillaceae. Gene Ontology annotation, molecular function: metallocarboxypeptidase activity. The transcript is spliced from 13 exons. Gene Ontology annotation, cellular component: fungal-type vacuole lumen. The record is from RefSeq and is a predicted model, not a curated record. Bases 101 to 1792 code for a protein of 563 amino acids.